AAACGCAACAGCAACAACAACAAUAUUCGCAACUGUUAUUACAACAACAACAACAACAAGAAGAACAACAGGCGAGACGUUGAGGAAACAGCAGACAGCCCUCUCUGCGUGUGUUUUGUUUGUGUGCGUGUUUUGUUUCGGCCUAACCGGCAAGUGCAAAACAAAAAAAGUAAAAUACGAAAAGUGCCGCUCUCUUGCGCUGUGUAGCUCUGCCGUUCUGUCGCUCUUUGUCGUCGCUCUUCGUUGUGUGUGUGAGUGUAUUGGUGUUCGCACAGCUGUUUGGUGCAACAUGCAGCAGAGCUGCCUAAAAUCGUAGACACACACAAGCCAACCACACACAGACGCACACAUACACACACACACUCGUGCCCAGUCAGGUGCCACACUCAGGUGUCCAGUUUGCAUUUGCUCGCCUAAGACCGUAAAGAAUUUAAAAACAACAACAAACAUGUCAGGCAAUCCUUUCAACCAGCCGCUGCAGCUCAGCCUCUGCCUUUGCCUCUGCCUGUGCCUCAGCCUGGCUGUGGCCAAGCAUUUGGCAGCUGGUGUCGCCACUGACGGCGACAACUCGCUGGUGCACCACCAGCAUCAGCAUCAGCCGCAUCAACAUCAACAUAGCGCUGCAACGCAUCAUCGGCGUCGCCUGCAGCGGGACUCGCGCGCCAAGGAUUUAGCGCAGCAGCAGUGCGAAUCAGUCAAGGGUUACUUCGAAUCGAUCGACAUCAGGUCGAGUGGAGUUUUUAAUGAAAAAGGCGCCACUUGUGGUGGUAGCUGCUGCAGCAAUGCCACCGAACUGGAGCUGCGCCACAAGGCAGCUGGCAAAUUUGAGCAAUUGCUGCAUCAUCAUACAAGCAGCCUGCGUGGCAUACUGGAGACCACGGCCAGCCAAUUUCAGAAUCACGUCGUGGAGCUGGCCGAGCAGUCGGAGAACAAGACAUUGAAUGUUUUCUCGCAGGUUUACAGACGCAUGGAGCCGCUGUCUCGCAUGCUCAUACAACAGCUCUACACGGAAAUCAUCAACCAUUUGAAGUACACGUCGAACUACAGCAGCAAUAAUGGCCAGGGCAAUAGCAUUUUGAAUAGCCAGAGCAGCUUGGAGAGUGCACUGCACAAGUUCUUUGAGAAUCUGUUUCCCGUUGCCUACCAUCAGGCGGUGCACCUGACCAAGGAUAAUUAUGGCGAGCUGCACGACGACUAUACGAAUUGCCUGAAGCACAACUAUGAUGACUUGCAGCCCUUCGGGCAGAUACCCAAGGAGAUUCAGACCAAUCUGCUGCAGAGCGUGCACAUGUCCAACAUCUUUAUGAGCGCCCUGCUGCAGAGCGCCAAGGUGCUCAGCGAAACGGAUGCGCUCUACGGCAAACAGCUGACAGAGACCUGCAAGCUGCAUCUGCUCAAGAUGCACUAUUGCCCCAACUGCAACGGGCAUACGGAGCGCAGCAGGCCAAAGGUCUGCUACAGCUACUGCAUGAAUGUGAUGCGCGGCUGCUCGGCUCAGUACUCGGGCUUGCUGGACGGACCCUGGGUUGGUGUUGUGGAGGGCCUGGACAAUCUGGUGACUGGCCACAUACGCUCGGAAAGCGGCAUUAUGAACACCAUUAAACAACUGGACACCAAACUGUCCGAGGCUAUUAUGAGAGCCAUGGAAAAUGGACCAGAGUUGGAAAAGAAGGUGAAGAAGACAUGCGGCACGCCCAAUUUGCUGCCCUCGCUGACCGCUGCAGAGACACAGCCAUUGCAGCAACACGUGAGCACCAAAUGGGCAAUGUCGCCAGAGGCUGGCAUUCUGCACUUCCUGUCAACCAUUCAAAAGUCCAAGGACUUCUUUACCAACAUCGUGUUCAACUUCUGUGAUGAGGAAUACACACAGGGCGACGAUCAUCUCUGCUGGACCGGAGAUCGUGUUGGGGACUACACACAGCUGCUGAUUAUGCCCGGCGAGGACAGGCAACGCUACAACCCUGAGGUGCCCUGGGAGAAUCAAUCGCAGCUGAGCAAAAUCAAUGAGCUGGUGGACAAACUGCUGAAGAUACGCAAGAGCAUUGGCGUGACGGCGCCUGUGAGCAAUAAUCAUGACAUACAGAGUGACAUGGGUCGCGAGGGCUCCGGAGGUGGCGGUGGCGGCGGCGUUGGCGGCGGAGUUGGCGGUCACAUCAGCGACGAUGAGGAGGAGUAUAGCAGCAUACACGGCUCGGGCGAUGGCUCCGGUGAUGGUCCCAUCUCGAACACCGACGAUCCAUUGGGCAGCACGCCCAACACCUUUGAUGGCGAGUCGCGCGACAACUCGAAGGGCGCGUCCAGCGCACUGACAGCCACUGCGACAAGCCUGCUUCUCACACUAGUCACACUCUAUAGUAGUUGUAGUUAAAGCAGCACCCAAAUCCCAAAAAAAAGCAAAACAAAACAAGAAA
Molecule: messenger RNA, 2411 nt
Organism: Drosophila hydei
Lineage: Eukaryota; Metazoa; Arthropoda; Insecta; Diptera; Drosophilidae
Gene: dally
Product: division abnormally delayed protein
Exons: 9
Coding region: 449-2368 (639 amino acids)
Biological process (GO): positive regulation of canonical Wnt signaling pathway; cell migration; regulation of protein localization to membrane
Cellular component (GO): cell surface; extracellular region; plasma membrane
Source: RefSeq, a predicted model, not a curated record